Myotis davidii is the source of this 1887-nucleotide messenger RNA. It is a transcript of the gene ACY3, whose product is annotated as aminoacylase 3. The record is from RefSeq and is a predicted model, not a curated record. Bases 295 to 1248 code for a protein of 317 amino acids. Lineage: Eukaryota; Metazoa; Chordata; Mammalia; Chiroptera; Vespertilionidae. The transcript has 8 exons. Gene Ontology annotation, molecular function: aminoacylase activity; hydrolase activity, acting on ester bonds.
GCGGGGGGCACUGGAGGUGGCGGGGGGGAGGGCAGUCCCCGCAUGCCCCACUCCGGCGGCCCCUGGUUGGUAGAGCAGUCACAUGACUGCAUCCUGGCUGCCAGGGAGGCUGCGAGCAGGUGCAGCCUCCUGCCCUGAGGAGGCUGUUCCAGAGCCACAGAUGUGACAGACAGCCGAGCUGCCUGGCUGGGACUCUGGGACUCGUCACACCUCAGGGAGCUCACCACCCACCCCACCCCAGCUCAGCACCAGGCCCUAAGCAGGCCCGCCCACCGGGCCCUCCACCCACACGGGAUGUGCUCACGGCCUGAGCCUCCCCUGCGCCAUGUGGCAGUGGUCGGGGGCACCCACGGCAAUGAGAUGUCUGGCGUCUACCUGGCACGGUACUGGCUGCGGGCCCCGGGGGAGCUGCAGAGACCCAGCUUCUCCGCAGUGCCCAUGCUGGCCAACCCAGUGGCCACAGCCGCCUGCCGCCGCUACGUGGACUGUGACCUCAACCGCGCCUUCACCAGCGCCUUCCUCACGGCCAGGGCCCACCCGGAUGACCCAUAUGAGGUGACAAGGGCCCGAGAGCUGAACCAAUUGCUGGGACCCAAGGCCUCGGGCCAGGCCUUUGACUUCGUCCUGGACCUGCACAACACCACGGCCGGCAUGGGCGCCUGCCUCAUCGCCGAAUCCGCCCACGACGUCUUUGCGAUGCACCUGUGCCGCCACCUACAGCUGCAGAGCCCGGAGCUGCCCUCCCGGGUCUUCCUGUACCAGUUGCCCGGAGAAGAGAGCUACAGCGUCCACUCCGUGGCCAAGAGCGGACUGGGCCUGGAGCUGGGCCCCCAGCCUCAGGGAGUGCUGCGGGCUGACCUUCUCGUCAGGAUGAGGGCCUUGGUGGCCGCAGCCCUGGACUUCAUCCAGCUCUUCAACCAGGGCACCGCAUUUCCUGCCUUUGAGAUGGAAGCGUAUAGAAAAGUGAGCAGCGUGGACUUCCCACGCACGGAGACCGGGGACCUGGCAGGCACCGUGCAUCCUCAGCUGCAGGACCGAGACUUCGAGCCGCUGAGGCCUGGAGCACCCAUCUUCCAGAUGUGCAGCGGCAAGGACGUGCUCUAUGAAGGGGAGUCCACUGUGUACCCCGUGUUCAUCAAUGAGGCCGCCUACUACGAGAAGGGCAUUGCCUUCCUCCAGACGGAGAAGCUCACGUUCUCUGUGCCCGCCCUGCCCGGGCUGGCCCCCGCCCCCUCCCCAGCUCCCUAACCCAGGCCACACCUGCCCGGCCUCAGCCUCCCACCUGAGGCAUGAUCCCCAGCUCAGAGGUCCCCUUGCCACCUUCUAUGUACCAUGAUCCUUGCCACACCCUCCCACCUCCCUGCCUCAGUUUCCCAUUCUAUAAAGGGGAAGAUGUCCAGGGGUCCAUGGUUUGUGUCCUCCAUCUUGUGUGGUGCCUCUCUGUGGCCUCAGGAUCUGGGGCAAGUCUGGCCCCGUCUGGCCUUGGACAUGCUGUGUGUCCUGGGGCCAGUGGUAGCUGUCUCUGUGCCCAUGCUUGUCCAGGGAGGAUCCUAUACUGUGAGGGAAACUGAGAAAGACUGUCCUCGAACCAGCAGAAGGGCUUCCGGAGGCCAUGACCAGAGGAGGGUCCCCAACUUCCUACACUCCUGGGGCCAGAGGGUCGGCUAGGAGAGCAGAAGUGUGUGGCCACGUGUGUGGGUGCCCAUCUGUAUGCCCGCCCCAGGUGCUGUGUGUGCACGUGUUUCCGAGAACCAGUGCCUUGGCUGUUCUGGGAGGAUCUGCAUGUGAUGGGCGCACAGCCCCAUGUGCGUUUCCAGAGACCAGGUGUAAAACCAAGGCCCGGGCGACUGAGGAGGGAAGGACAGUCCUGCCAGGAGACCGAGGACG